AUGCCCGUCUUCACUGAGCAUUCUACUGCAUCUCGGAAUUUAAGGGUCUUGCCAUCCUUUGCUCCGCCGCUGCCCCGUCUAUCCCCUCCAUUUGAGCCCCAAAGUGGAUUAGAUGAGAAGUAUGAAGUGCUAAUUGUUGGGGCCGGACCAGCAGGAUUGAUGCUUAAUCUGCUUCUAUCUCGUUACGGACUCAGUGACGACUCCCUCCUUUGCAUUGAUUCCAAGCCCAGCACCCUCAAAUCCGGCCAGGCAGAUGGCGUCCAGCCACGGACUUUGGAAGUAUUCAAGACCCUCGGCAUCUCCGAUGAGAUCGAAAAUGAGGCUUGUCACAUGUGGCAAUUCGCAUUCUGGAACCCCUCAGACAAGAAAGAUAAAAUCAUCGAGCGAACAGCAGUCGUGUCGGAAGUUCUUGCUCCCUCGAGAUUCGGCUACGAGGCUACCAUCCACCAGGGCCGUAUUGAGCGGAUCAUGGAAACUGAUUUACUGCGGUACUCGAAGAGAGGUGUUCUGCGGAAUACACGGCUGAUUGAUGUACGCAUCGAUGAAGAGUCCGACGCAGAGUUUCCCGUGGUAGUCACCAUGAACACGAACGGCGAGGAGAAAGUCGUGCGUACUAAGCACCUUGUUGGUGCAGAUGGCGCGCACUCUAUCGUCCGUCAGUGCAUGGGCCUUCGUCUCGAGGGAGAAUCACUCGAUCAUAUCUGGGGCGUGAUCGAUUUAGUCGCCGAUACCGAUUUCCCUGAUAUCCGGCGCCGUGGUGCAAUUCACUCUCCGGCCGGCUCGGUGAUGAUUAUCCCUCGCGAGAGAAUUUCGACGGGCGAGUACCUCACUCGGCUCUAUGUUCAUGUUCCCGAGACGGUGGUUCCAGAUAGCGACCAACUUCUGGAUGGAACUAAUGGUGUCAAAGCUGAGGAUGCGAGGCAGCGGAGAAGCAAGAUCACGCAGGACGGUAUUUUGCAACAGGCGGCUGAUGCUAUGAAGCCGUAUUAUAUCCGUCCGAAGGAUGGCGUGGUGGAUUGGUGGGCUGCUUAUCAAAUUGGGCAGCGUGUCUCGCCGGAGUUUAUUGUGAAGGACUCGAAGGGCGUUGCUAGAGUAUUCAUUGCCGGUGAUGCCUGCCAUACGCACAGCCCUAAAGCUGGUCAAGGAAUGAACGUCUCCAUGAUGGAUUCCUACAACCUCGCAUGGAAACUCAUAUACCACAUCAACGGACUCGCACCAGAGUCCACAGCAACAGGACCACCAACACCCCUCCUCGACUCGUACCAAACAGAAAGACACAAAAUCGCCCAGCAAUUGAUCGACUUUGACCGGAAAUUCUCGACCAUGUUCUCCGGCAAAAUGGGCGCCACCGAGGGCCUCACGCAAGAGGAAUUCCAGCAGGCCUUUAAACUAGGCAAUGGAUUUACCAGCGGCUGUGGUGUCGAGUAUCCCGAGAGUACAGUCGUGGUCCACGAUGACUUGGAAGGUUCGAUGAGCCCGGUAAAGGGAACGGACUAUUUAUCUGGAAUUCUUCGGCCGGGACGGAGAUUGUUGGAUGUUCGGGUUUUGCGAUAUGCCGAUGGGGCGCAGCGGCAUAUCCAUGAUGAUAUCCCUUCAACGGGCCGAUUCCGUAUUCUAUGCCUAGCAUCUAUGGACCUUCUUGAUCGGCAAAGCAUUUCUGGACAAGCACUUGAUUCACUCGAUCGUCUUAUGCCCAAUUUCCCUGCAUCGGUUAUCGAGUUGAUCGUGUUACAUCCAAAGCUUCGUCGGGAAUUUGAGUGGGAUGAUCUCCCGGCCUGUAUCAAGCAGCGAGCGGAGAUGCGCUUCCACGAUGGGUCCGCUUUGGAGAAUGCUUAUGCGAUUUAUGGCGUGGAUCCUGCGCGUGGUGCUUUGGCUGUUGUUAGGCCUGAUGGGUAUGUCGGGGUCGUUGCACGUCUUGACGAUGUUGCGAGGGUGGAAGAGUAUCUCAAGGGAUGUAUCAGAACGGUUUCCUGA
Penicillium cataractarum is the source of this 1974-nucleotide messenger RNA. RefSeq names its product Phenol hydroxylase C-terminal dimerization. The coding region runs from base 1 to 1974 and encodes 657 amino acids. The record is from RefSeq and is a predicted model, not a curated record. The transcript has 5 exons. NCBI's taxonomy places the organism in Eukaryota, Fungi, Ascomycota, Eurotiomycetes, Eurotiales, Aspergillaceae. Gene Ontology annotation, molecular function: FAD binding.